UUAUGCUUACAAUUCAGAGCAAGUUAAUGUUAAAGCAAGAGUGUAUCACGAAAAUGUCUCUCGUUCAUUUAAAUAAAGUUAAACCUGCCUGCAGAAGAUUCGAAGGAAAAGUUGCAAUUGUUACAGCAUCUACUAACGGAAUUGGCUUUGCAAUUGCAAGAAGAUUGGCACAAGAAGGUGCCUGUGUUGUGAUUAGUAGCAGAAGAGAAGAAAAUGUUAAACGAGCUGUUAAGCAACUUUGUGACGAAAAUUUAAAAGUUUCUGGUUUAGUUUGCCAUGUUGGAAAUCAAGAGGAUAGAAAACGACUUUUGGAAGAGGCUAUAUCAAAAUUCGGAGGAUUGCACAUUCUUGUAUGCAGUGCAGGUAUAAAUCCAGUUCCCGGACAAUUAAUUUUGGAUUGUUCGGAGAAAGUGUGGGAUAAAACCUUUGAUGUUAAUGUAAAAACUACCUUUUUACUAAUAAAGGAAUCACUACCGCUUCUCAAAAAAAGCAAAUCAUCUUCUAUUAUUCUUAUAUCAACAAUGGGAGGAUACACAAAUAAUCUGGGUGUUUAUUCUGUAAGCAAAGCGGCUUUAUUUGCUUUGUGUAGAUCAAUCGCAAAUCACCAUACAAAGGAUGGCGUCCAAAUUAAUUGCAUAGCACCUGGUUUAGUAAAAACCAAUUUUGCUAAAUUCUUAUCUGAGGAUAAAGAAAGAGUAACUCAAAUAUUGUCAAGAACUCCAAUGAAUAGACUUGGUUUGCCUGAAGAAAUUGCAAGUGUUGCUGCAUUUUUGGCCAGUGAAGAUGCUUCAUUUUUGACGGGGGAAACUAUAACUGUUUCUGGUGGUAAUCCACCUUCUAGAUUGUAGCCUUUUAUUUUAUAAUAAAUAGAGCAAAUUGUAUUACAA
Belonocnema kinseyi is the source of this 887-nucleotide messenger RNA. RefSeq names its product dehydrogenase/reductase SDR family member 4-like. The transcript has 5 exons. The record is from RefSeq and is a predicted model, not a curated record. NCBI's taxonomy places the organism in Eukaryota, Metazoa, Arthropoda, Insecta, Hymenoptera, Cynipidae. The coding region runs from base 3 to 848 and encodes 281 amino acids. Gene Ontology annotation, molecular function: carbonyl reductase (NADPH) activity.